Messenger RNA from Eremothecium gossypii ATCC 10895, 618 nucleotides. RefSeq names its product Far3p (gene FAR3). The coding region runs from base 1 to 618 and encodes 205 amino acids. The record is from RefSeq and is marked provisional. The transcript has a single exon. Lineage: Eukaryota; Fungi; Ascomycota; Saccharomycetes; Saccharomycetales; Saccharomycetaceae.
AUGGAAACAUUCAGCGAUAGUUUUGACUACAUCCUGCAACUGACCAAGACACUCAGUUCACAAUGCUGGAACAAUCGGCAGGAAACACUGAAAUUAGAGCAAUUGCUCAAGCGUCUGGCGAAGCAGACGCAUAUAUCAUAUGAACAAUUUACCAAUGAGCCGAGCGCUGAGGCGAGCAAGAUAUAUGACGAGAAUGCUCAGUUAACGGAGGAAGAGCGGCUUGUACAGGAGAACUACCAGCUUGUAUACCAGAUCGAGCAGCAGGAAUACCUGAAUACCAGAUUCUGGAUUUUAAUUGGCCAGAUUAACGAGUUAAUUGUGUCGAUUCGCAACUUCAUUGUGGAGCAGAGGUCGAUACGACCGAAAGCAGAGGCAGAGUUCAUAGAGCGGAACGUGACCGAAUGCGAGGAGAAGCUAGUCACUAACCAAAUGCGCUUAUUGCAGGCUGAGGAAAACUCGACCGAGGCCAUAGCUGCUCUGCUGAAGGAGCUUGUUCAAGUUUGCAGCGAGGUCAACUGGAGCAAUGUGCCGCGCGAUAGUAGAAGCUUUCAACGACUACUACAGAAUAUGGAAAAGGUACAAAAGGUACAUAAUAUCACAUUAAUCCCUGAUAUAUAG